This is a messenger RNA of Somion occarium, 1862 nucleotides long. NCBI's taxonomy places the organism in Eukaryota, Fungi, Basidiomycota, Agaricomycetes, Polyporales, Cerrenaceae. The record is from the annotation of a GenBank genome assembly.
GUCUGCAUAUUCUCUCUCUGCUGAACUCUGAGUCGUUAAAGAUGCCAUUGUUACUUGUCUACAGAGCGUUACGCAAAGCAUCUGAAUGGAUGCAAACCUUCUAUUCGGAUGUCCUGGUUGAAGGUCAAGAGAAUGUGCCUAAUGACGGCCCGCUGAUUAUUGUGGCAAAUCACCAUAAUGAACUCGUAGACAUCGCGACGUUAGCUGUGACUAUACCCCACCGUCGUCCCCUUCGAUUCUGGGCAAAAGAUUCGCUGUUCAAAGUCCCUGUCGUCCGUAACAUAUUGGCAUCUUCUGGUGCAAUCCCUGUCCACCGCAAUAGUAUCUCGGUGUCUUCCAAUGAAAAGACAACUUCAAACGGCAAUAAUCUGCAUAGUGCACUGUUUCAAGAAACUCUCGAAGCCCUCGAUGCUGGUGGUGUGAUAGGACUUUUCCCUGAGGGUACGAGUUAUACGCAUCCCCAUAUCCCGCCUCUGAAAGGAGGCGUUGCUCGCGUCGCGUUGGAAUAUCUCAAGUGGCAAACUUCCAGGAGUGACGCGAAUGGGCAACUCAAGCAUUUGAAUGUUGUUCCUGUCGGAAUCAUGUAUACCGACAAAUCUCGUUACCAGAGUCGGGUCUGUGUCAGGUUUGGACCUCCGGUAUACUUUCAACACCAUGCCUCACAAUACAGCGCUGCUUCCGCAGACCAUGCUCGUGAAAUGGUUGGAGCUCUCACCUUUGAUAUCGAGCAAAGCUUAAGGGCCCUGACCAUCAAUGCACCUAAUUGGGACGUAUAUCAUGCUGCGAGCGUCGCUAGAGACAUCAUCUAUGAGAAUGAAGGUCGUGCUCCACUUCGGUCUUACGUUCCCAUUACUCAGCGGCUUAUCAACGCGUUGAACAACCGAGAUGUGAAGGCCAGAACUAUUUUGGUCAAGUACUACUCACUGCUCUAUCAUGCAAAUAUCUCGCAUGGGUCACUCUCUGCGACAUUCCCAUAUCCGACCAUACCAUCUGGGCGACGAGCGUUUCAAACGUGUCUCUGGGAACUGACUUUGACUAUUUUUCACCCUCGUGCCCUCUUGUUUCUGCCUCCCCUCUUGGUUCACAUCCCUGGCUAUCUUUCUGGUUACCUGGGUAGAAAAUAUUUGGCCAGCACCGUUUUCGAGGAAACUCAUGCUCAGUUCAAGGCCAUAUGUGGUGGUGUCGGUUUUGGCCUUUGUUCUGCUUUCGUUUCGCGAACCGUGUUUGAAUAUUUCCUCUGGCCAAUCGUCAAACGUCUGACUUCUAGAUCUGUACUUGAUAUCUCUGCGUUCGGGUUCAGGUUGAAGAUCGACGAACGUGUCCUCCACAAUGUGGGAUUGGUGGCUACGGCGUAUGGCAUGACCUGGGCUUUGUUUCGCUGGCACCAUGCACUUGUUGAUAGGAACUAUAUGCAAUUCAAACGUUUGACAACAUCCUUCAAAGUCCUGAUCGGCGUUAUGCGACCCGCAUCCCAAACUCUGUCGGAUUCCGAACUGGCAUUUUAUAUUCGAUCCCCACCGAAACCUUUCAACAGGUUCCUCAAUAUAUCUACUGCUGCGCCGUCUUCAGGGUUAACCCCAAUGCGUAAUACGACCCAUUCGGAAGAAAUGGCUAAGAAUGAAGCAGGAAGCCUAUCUACCUCGGCUUUGAUUAUGCCUUUGCUCGCUGCUCGCGUGGAAGCUACGGCGGUUGUGAAGGAACUCGUUGGCCGAAACCCAGAAUUGAUAAUCUGAAGGGAGGAUUGACUUCAUCAAUAUCUCUGAUUGUUUGCUAUUUUAGUCACGUCAGACGGUCUAACACGAGGGAGGGAGGGAGUUUCUGACGCUAUCGAUAAUGUGACGGAAUAUAUUACACCUAUUCUU